CCCAGACCCCUGGGGGCCCCCCUGGCCCCCCCCCGCGCUGACCUUGUCCCCCUCCCAGGUUCGGGGGGGCCAUGGCACAGGUCCUGCGAGCUGAGGCCUUCCCAGGGCGCCGCUCGGGGCCCCCCGGCGGGGCGGGGGACGCGCCGUACUCGCUGGAGACGGCGUACGGCUACCGCCUGGACCUGGGCUUCCUGGGCUACGUGGAGGCCAUCGAGAAGGGGCUGACGCUGCGCCGCGUGCCGGUGGGUCGCCGGCCCCACCGCGCCUCCUGGGCCGCCCCCGCCGACGCCCUCGGACCCCCGGACCCCCGCGUGGAGCGGACGCUGCGGGGGGCCCGCCGGCGCCUGGAGGAGGAGGGGGUCCCGGCGGCGGGGGUCCCGGCGGCGGGGGUCCCGGCGGGCUCGCCGGGCGCGGCGCCGCUGCGGCUGGUGCGGGAGCAGAUGGCGGCGGCGCUGGGGGCGGCUGCGGGAGCUGGAGGAGCAGGUGCGGGCGCUGCCGGGCUGCGCCGGCGCCUGGAGCGGCUGCAGGAGGAGAAGCGGCAGCUCCUCGAGCGGCUUCGCCGCGGCGGCUGCGGCUGCGGCGACCCCGGCGGCUUCGGCACCGACAUCGGCGACGACGACGGCUCCGGCAUCACCGGCUCCGGCGGCGGCUCCGGCACCAGCAGCUCCGGCGGCGGCUCCGGCAUCACCGGCCCAGGCACCGGCACCGGCUCCGGCACCAUCAUCGGCUCCGGCAUCACCGGCCCAGGCACCGGCACCAUCACCGGCUCCGGCAUCACCGGCUCCGGCGGCGGCUCCGGCACCAGCAGCUCCGGCGGCGGCUCCAGCAUCACCGGCCCAGGCACCGGCACCGGCACCAUCAUCAGCUCCGGCAUCACCGGCCAGGCACCGCACCGGCUCCGCUCCGGCACCGCCAUCCUCAUCACCAACACCAGCAGCAGCUCCGGCACCAGCAGCGACGCCGGCAUCACCGGCACCGGCACCAUCAUCGGCUCCGGCAUCACCGGCUCCAGCCCCGGCACCGGUGGCAGCUCCGGCACCGCCAUCCUCAUCACCAACACCAGCAGCAGCUCCGGCACCAGCAGCGACGCCGGCAUCACCGGCACCGGCACCAUCACCGGCUCCGGCAUCACCGGCACCGGCACCACCAGCUCCAGCGUCGGCUCCGGCACCGCCGUCCCCGGCUCCGGCAUCGCCGCCGUCGCGGUGCCGCGGGGCCGCCGGUCGGUGGGGGUGGGCACGGAGAGCCCGGGGGCGCCGUGGGGCGCCGUGGGGCUGCCGGGGGGCGCCGGGGGGCUGCCGGGGCGGGUGGCGGUGCUGGAGCGGCAGCUGCGGCGGGCGCUGGGGGAGCUGCGGGAGGCUCGGGCCCGCCUGGCCCAGCAGCCGCAGCCGGGGGCCGAGGAGCCGCAGGAGGAGGAUGGGGAGGAAGGUCACGGGCGCCCCUGCGGGGGGGGCAGCGGCAGGCCGGGCUCCAGCUCCUCGGACGAGAGCGAGUACCACGAGGCCGUGGAGGGGCCCCCCCAGCUGGCCGCCCCCAGGCCUGCGACCCGCCAGGACCCUUCCGUGAUGCCGCGUGAUGUCAUAUGA
Messenger RNA from Phalacrocorax carbo (great cormorant), 1586 nucleotides. Lineage: Eukaryota; Metazoa; Chordata; Aves; Suliformes; Phalacrocoracidae. The record is from RefSeq and is a predicted model, not a curated record.